AUGGUGGCAGAAGAACAUCCAAGUAAACAAGAAUACCGACAUCCCGAGCUGAUUGUUUGGACCAUUGCUGUUCUUUUCAUCUCACUUCUCAGUGCCUGUUUUAUUGCAAACUGUUUGGUGACUCAUCACAACGUUCCAUGGUGUAAAAGAAGCACUGGAGUGUUCAAGUUACCAAAGUAUCACAGCGAACUGACAUGCAUCAGAGACAAAUUAAAACAGAAAGAGAGCACCUGGAAUUGCUGUCCUGUUGGCUGGAGAGCCUUUCAGUCCAACUGCUAUAUUUUUCUAAAUGACAACAAGACCUGGGCUGAGAGUGUAAGCAACUGUACAGGGAUGGGAGCCAACCUGGUGACCAUCAGGACUGAGGCUGAGCAGAACUUUAUUAUUAAAUUUUUGGAUAGACAACUUUCCUAUUUCCUGGGACUUACAGAUCAGAACACUGAAGGCCAGUGGUACUGGGUAGAUGGGACACCAUUUAACCCACGCAUGGUAUUCUGGCAUAAGGAUGAACUCAACAAAUUGUGGGAAGCACACUGUGUUGUACUUGUUAAUGAAAAAGAUAAAUGGGCCUGGAAUUAUUUUCCUUGUCACUUUGAGACAAGUAGGAUUUGUAAGAUGCCUGGAACAGGACUCAACUAG
Orycteropus afer afer is the source of this 639-nucleotide messenger RNA. RefSeq names its product C-type lectin domain family 4 member D (gene CLEC4D). The record is from RefSeq and is a predicted model, not a curated record. The coding region runs from base 1 to 639 and encodes 212 amino acids. NCBI's taxonomy places the organism in Eukaryota, Metazoa, Chordata, Mammalia, Tubulidentata, Orycteropodidae. The transcript is spliced from 6 exons.